This is a messenger RNA of Chelonoidis abingdonii (Abingdon island giant tortoise), 2424 nucleotides long. Its product is annotated as acrosin-like. The record is from RefSeq and is a predicted model, not a curated record. Lineage: Eukaryota; Metazoa; Chordata; Testudines; Testudinidae. Gene Ontology annotation, molecular function: serine-type endopeptidase activity. Gene Ontology annotation, biological process: acrosome reaction; proteolysis.
GGCAGCUCUAGUGAAAUGAGUAAUGAUACUGAGUUAUUGGUUGCUGCUUUGCAAAGCACUGUUCAAAUACUCACUAAAUACAUCUCUGCUGUCAUAAACAGACCCAGUUUGUGCAGUACACGCUGCAGGUGUUAGCUAGGCUGCCCCAGUGCAAACCGUGAGCAGGGCCUCUUGCUAGAUCCUGGCCAAAGUUUACCCCCCGUCCUCCAGUGACACACCCUACCACGCUGGGCACAGCUUCUUACCUCAUAACCGUGCACCAUGUGGGGACAAGUGUCUGCCCAUGUUCAAUGCAGAUACAUGCAAAGUAAUGCACAUUGGAGGGGAACAUCAGAACUACUCAUACACUGUACAGGGUUCUACCAGCUCAGAAAGGGACCUGGGUUCUAGUGCAGCAGCUCAAUGUGCAGCUGCAGUCAAAACAGCAAACAAGGUGCUGGGACGCACAAGGCAUGGACUGGAAUUUAAUGCCUUUAUAUAUUCCAGGAUGCAGCCUCACCUGGAUAUGGCAGAAUUUGAAGGAGUGCAGAGAAAGGCAUUGGGAAUACUCAGAGGCCUGGGGAAACUAUCAUAUGAAGAGAGAUUGAAAAGAUUGGGAUUAUUACUUUAGAGAAGAGAUGAAUAAAAGGGGACAUAAUACAAACCGAUAAAGUAAUAAAUGAUCUAGUGAAGUUAGAUCAGGAGCUUCUGUUCUCCCUUUCUCACAGCACAAGGACAAAGGGUCAUUUGAGUAAAUCAAAAGGUGGCAAAUUCAAAAACCAGUAAAAGAAAAUACUGUCCAUCAAAAUACAUAGUUUGUGGAACUCAUUGCUGCUGGAAGUCAUUAAGGACAAAAAUUUAGCAAAAAUCCAAAAAGGACUGGACAUUUAGAUGGAUAAUGAGGCUAUCCAGAUUAUAAGAGUUAAUGCAAAAAGAGAUAUUGGCAGGAAUAUAAAACAUUGGAUUAAAUCCUGAAGCACAAUCUCUAACAAUUAAAGGUUAGAAUCUGACCUUUGGGGGGAGGGAGAGGAGCAGAUUACCCUUCAUCUACUGCUUUGGGGUUCUUACACUUUCCUCUGGAGCACCUGGUUUUGGACAGUUGGGCACAGGACACUGGACUAGCAGGAUCUUGGAGCUUGCCAAGCCUGACCAGUCCUAUGUUUCUUGUUCUAGUGUAUGUAUCAGUGUACUCUGGGAGAAUGUAGGCAGCUACUCCAUGAUGCCUCAGCAGGGCACAGAGUGCCUGGAGAACAGGCUCACACAACCUACCCUGUGUGGGGUAAUGCACCCAGAGUGCCCUAUUAUAGAGAGAGCAGGGUGGGAGGAGAGCUGGCCAAGCCGGAUACACUGUUCAGGGAGAUUUCCCUCUGUGCUGUAAGCAGAAGCCAGUAACCUACCUGUUUCUACCUGCCCCAGAGAUAUCUCCAUCAUCCAUGGAAGUCACCCUCUCAGUGUUCACAGCCUCCAUCAGCCCCUUCUCAGCUCUUCUUGGUCGUCACAAAGAAAGGAGGAAACCAGAGACCUAUGUGAUGUCAUAUUGGCCAGACACUGAUUGGACGGAGGCCCGGAACUUGGUUUAUGAUGUCACGAGUGGUGAGGCAAGUCUCCGUAGAUGCAGGCAUCUGGUGCUCCGGUAAGAUGCUGCUGCUCUCCCUCCUCCUGUUGCACACCCUGGUCUGGCCCAUGCACAGCAUGAAUGGCAGCUGUGAUGCAGUUUGCGGGCGCCGCCCCCUGAUGUCUGGCUACGGCGGAAUGCGGAUCGUGAGUGGCGUAGAAGCUCUUCCGGGGGCCUGGCCCUGGCUUGUCAGCAUCCAGAUCCCCACCCGAAUGGGCCCCCGGCAUUCAUGUGGUGGGUCCCUCAUCAGCACUCGCUGGGUCCUCACAGCAGCUCACUGCUUCAAAGCCAAGAGAAGGCUGCUUCCGCAGUGGCGUGUUGUGAUAGGUGCGUCACAGCUAUCCCAGCGUGGCCCUGAGGCCCAGGUGCGCUCCAUCAAACAAGUGGUGCAGCACGAGCAUUACGAGCCGCGCAUGGAGAGUAAUGACAUCGCUCUGCUGGAGCUCAACCAGCCAAUCAAGUGCAAUGACUACGCACAGCCCGCUUGCCUGCCCGAUGCCAUGGUGGAGGUGUCGAACCUGUCCCACUGCUACAUCAGCGGCUGGGGAGUCACGCAAGAGACAUCCCAGGAAACAGCCGACAUCCUGCAGGAAGCCAAAGUGCAUCUCCUCGACAUCACAACCUGUAACAGCAGCCGCUGGUACAACGGGGCCAUCGCCAGCAACAACCUGUGUGCAGGGUACGAGCAAGGAGGUGUCGACAGCUGCCAGGUACGCAGGCCAGAGCCCUCUCACUGCAGAGUCCUCCCCAGCUCCACUCAAAUGCUCGUGCUGUGGCCUCACAACCCCUCUUCUGGGAUCCCUGCCUAGAACUCUCACUUUCCCCUGCUC